Molecule: messenger RNA, 1855 nt
Organism: Juglans regia (Persian walnut)
Lineage: Eukaryota; Viridiplantae; Streptophyta; Magnoliopsida; Fagales; Juglandaceae
Exons: 5
Coding region: 162-1469 (435 amino acids)
Source: RefSeq, a predicted model, not a curated record
ACUGGAACCUCUCUCUCUCUCUCUCUCUCUCUCUCAGAACACACAACACAUACUCUCCAUCUCUCUCCCUCUCAAGUCUCGGUUGUGUGUCCCUUUUAAUUCUCAAAACGCGCACACACUGACACAUCCACUCUCUCUCUCCCUCUCUCCCCCCGAGUGGCAUGGCGAGCAACAGAGACAGAGAUGAGGCUCUGACAUUCAAUAACCCGUCGUCUUCGUCGUCCCCAAUCGCAGUGUCCGACCCAUUCGACAGCUUCCUCACUGACCCCACUUCCCGCAUCGGCAGCGCCUCCGGAAGCUUCCAGAACGAGGGCUUGCUAUCGGAUUCCACCAACGACGCCGAGGUUGGCUUCUCUCGCCCCGACUUCCGGACGAUUCAACUCGCCGGAACCGUUGAGUUCUACCAGCGCCACGUCUUCCUCUGCUACAAGAACCCCCAGGUUUGGCCCGCAAGAAUCGAGGCCUCCGAGUUCGAUCGCGUGCCCAGGCUGCUCUCCGCCGCUGUGAUGGCUAGGAAGGCUGAUAUGAAAAAAGAGACUCGCCUGACAAUAUGUGAGGGACAUGAUGGUACUGAGACAUCAAAUGGAGAUGUACUAAUCUUUCCAGACAUGAUCAGAUACAGGAGAUUGACACAUUUUGAUGUUGACACAUUUGUCGAGGAAGUGCUUGUUAGGGAUGGUGAAUGGCUUCCUGGAACUCCCGAAACAUUAAAGGGUUCAUAUGUUUUCGUAUGUUCUCAUGGGUCCCGGGAUCGGCGUUGUGGAGUUUGUGGACCUGCCCUUGUCAGUAGAUUCAAAGAAGGAAUAGAAUUGCAUGGUCUUCAAAGUAAAGUAUCUGUUAGCCCAUGCUCACACAUUGGGGGGCAUGAGUAUGCAGGAAAUGUUAUCAUAUUUGGAUCAAAUCUCAAUGGAGAAGUCACUGGGCACUGGUAUGGGUAUGUUUCUCCGGAGGAUGUACCUGUAUUGCUUGAGCAGCAUAUUGUGAAAGGAGAAAUUGUAGAUUGGUUGUGGAGGGGUCAGAUGGGUUUAUCAGAAGAAGAACAAAAGAAAUCCCAAGAACUAAGGCUGCAGUUAAAUGGAGAGAUAAAUGUUGUGCAAAACAUUGAAGAACUGACACAUACAUUUAAGAAUGAGACGCUCACUGUUGCCCGUAGAUCUCAAGUUGAGGUAAUGUCAUGUUGCCCAGAAAAUGGAGACUCCUACUGCUGUCAGAACCCUGCAUUACCAGGAAACCUAGAUGAUAAUCUAGAUGCCAAUGUGGGUGCAGCAAAGGUGACAGCCCAAAACGAGAACGAUGAGAAACUAAAUUCUGGCAUCAAAAGUGGUAAUGGUGCUGGUACACGCAAAGUGUGUGCCAUGCCGACGUGGUUUGAGAGCUGGGAGCGUGAAGAUACCUUUGCAGCUCUUGCUGUUGUUUGUGCUGCGGCUUCAGUUGCCAUUGCCUAUAGUUGCUACAAACAGUUGAGAUAAAACUCCAAAUCCAAUUGUUGUUUUGUUUUAAUGAUACAAGGAUUUGGUGUACUCUUCCCUAUGUUGUGUCCAAUCGUAAAAAUAUACAAACGUCUCUUGAUGUUGUUAGGCCUUUGCAGAAAGAUAAUUGGAUUUAGAAGGGUAAAGAGUGGGAGAAUUAUCAGAGUUGUGUUUAGAAUCUCAGCGUUGCCUCCAGGCAAUCAAACGCUCUCUGGUCUCCUUGUUUCUUUAUGCCUGCUUGACGUCUAAAGCAGAAAUUUGAACUUGUGCAAGUAUGUGUAUUAGUCUGAUCUUCGAAAUUUUGAUAUUUCACUUUCUUUCAAGAGAUAUUCAGUUUGUAAUAUUAAACAAAUAUCAUAUAGAGCAGGUCUGAGUGCUUUCUUCUA